This is a messenger RNA of Acanthochromis polyacanthus (spiny chromis), 5564 nucleotides long. It is a transcript of the gene adgra2, whose product is annotated as adhesion G protein-coupled receptor A2. Gene Ontology annotation, molecular function: protein binding; G protein-coupled receptor activity. Gene Ontology annotation, biological process: cell surface receptor signaling pathway; G protein-coupled receptor signaling pathway; central nervous system development. Gene Ontology annotation, cellular component: plasma membrane; Wnt signalosome. Lineage: Eukaryota; Metazoa; Chordata; Actinopteri; Pomacentridae. The record is from RefSeq and is a predicted model, not a curated record.
ACGGAAUGGGCGCACUUGGGGUUGUAACUAAGUGAGUUUGAGUGUGACAGACUCAAGCAGGCAAAACCGCUAGAUUUUGGGAAUUAUACAAGAGUCGACCCGGACCAGCUCACUUCUUGUCCGAACUAAUAGUUUUUCCCACAUUUUUCUAAAUUUGAUCCAAGUUGCGCACGAAAAGUACGGGAGAGGUUUGGUUCGGAGAAAAACUCUGAGGGAAACUUUUAAAAGCAGCGAAACAACUGGCAAAAGUUAGAGAAUAUACUUUCUUUUUUUUUCUUUACUUCUUCCUAUAAAUGACAGUGUGGCUCUGACUGUGACGCUCAGCUGUGGAUCUCAUCAACCUCUGGAUUAACUUUUAGAGGGCGAGAUAAAGGUGAUCUGGACACUCCCAAAGAAGCCUGAAGGAGAUGCGAGUCUCUUGAGGUAAUUAAUUCAACUUACAACUUUUAAAGACAGAGUUUUGCGGCUGUUAAAGACGUUUGGAUGGUAAUUUGGAUUGGUCUCUUGGAUUUACCAGCCAUUUGGACCAAACAGAGUCGUGCGCCCUGGGCUGCCAUGACAUAACGGGACACUUGGAAAAUCAGCGGUGCCGAAUAUUUCUGGAAUGACCGGAUGAUGUUCGUUCACUGUUGAGGAGAGAACCCUCAACUUAUUUUUUUCUGCCAUUCAUUCAAGGCCUGAAAGAUCACUGUUGUCUCCUCUCGCCCUCCUUACGCCCCCUCUGAGCGCUUCAUGGUGGAGAUAUGGGAUGACUGGAGGCGGGGGUGCAGCUGAGGUGAGAUCCAGCCGAAGGACAAUGUUUGCGCCCGGCGUUGGCAUCCCUCUGCUGCCGGGGCGUUUGGUACUGAUGCUGCUCCUGUUGUGCGCCACUGAGCCGAGGCUCUCCCAGGCUUGUCCCGGGCUGCUCGCCUCCACCAGCGGCUGCAGCUGCACGGACGACCGCUCCAAAGCACACGGAGUCCAGGCUGUGGGGAAAAGGGUCAGCUGCAGCAAGGAGGAGCUGACUGAGCUUCCAGAUGUCAGUUUGCUGCCCAACAGGACCGUCACCCUGAUACUGAGCCACAACAAAAUCCGCGUUCUGAAAAAUGGAUCCUUCUUUGGACUUUACGCUUUGGAGAAGCUGGAUCUCAAGCACAACUUAAUCAGCACCAUCAUGCCUGGAGCCUUCCAAGGCCUUUCUGAGGUUCGGAAACUGGACCUUUCCAACAACCGCAUUGGCUGUCUGACUGCAGACAUGUUCCAGGGUCUGACCAAUCUCACUAAAUUGAACCUCUCUGGCAACAUCAUAUCGACCCUGGAUCCGGGAGUGUUUGAUGAGCUGCCGUCCCUCAAACAAGUGAACUUCAAUUCAGACUACCUGUCAUGUGACUGCGGGUUGCGUUGGGUCCCGGGCUUCUUUCAAAACAGCCCGGCUCGGUUGGGGGAUGAAACCCUGUGUGCCUACCCCAGCAGCCUGAAGGGAAAGCCCCUGCGUGGACUGAAAGCUGGCCAGCUGAGCUGUGACGGCCCUCUGGAGCUGCACACCCUGUCCCUGCUGCCGUCCCAGCGUCAGGUGGUCUUCAGAGGUGAUCGGCUGCCAUUCCACUGUACGGCAGCGCUGGUGGACAAGAUCACCACCUUACACUGGCGUCACAAUGGUCAGCUGGUGACCUCUGACCCAGAAAUGGGCGUCCAGCUGGAGAACAGCGUGCUGCAUGACUGCACCUUCAUCACCAGUGAGCUUAUUCUUUUCAACGUACAUGUGGAGGCCAGUGGAGAGUGGGAGUGUGUGGUUUCCACUGGGCGGGGCAAUACCUCUCGCUCUGUUGAGAUAGUGGUGCUGGAGAACAGCGCCUCCUUCUGUCCAGAAGAUAAAGUUGUCAACAACCGUGGGGAGUUCAGGUGGCCGAGAACCCUAGCAGGCAUCACCUCCCAUCAGUACUGCCUGCAGCUGCGUUACCCCUCGCUCACUGUCGAAGGGGGUAUGGAGCAAAAAACCUCUCGAUACUGCGACCGCUCAGGAAAGUGGCAAGACGGUGACUACUCAAACUGCCACUACACUAAUGGCAUCACCCGUGUGCUGCAUACCUUCAUUCUGAGGCCCAUUAAUGCAUCCAAUGUUGUCACCGUGGCUCAUCAAGUGCGCACGUACACCCUGGAGGCUGCAGGCUUCACUGACUCAGUAGAUGUGAUGUAUGUGGCACAAAUUAUGGAAAAGUUCAUGGAAUAUGUCAGACAGCUGAGAGAGUUGUCAGAGGUGAUGGUAGAGAUGGGCAGUAACCUGAUGCAGGUGGAUGAUCAGAUCCUCGCUCUCGCCCAGAGAGAGAAGAGAGCCUGCAGCUCCAUUGUCUACUCUCUGGAGACACUGGCCUGGCCUCAACUACACAGUCAUGCUCAAGACUUCUCCAUGUUGUCUAAGAACAUUGUGAUGGAGGCCCACCUAAUUCGACCUGCGCACUUCACUGGUAUAACCUGCACUGCAUAUCAGCGUCGUGAGGUGCUGACAGGUAACCCGAACAUGGAAAAGCCAGACUCUACCCAUGAACAACAGCUUCAUUUCCGCUGCAGCACUGGCACCCAUAACACCUCCCUCAACAAUUUCCCCUUAAAGAACUCUGUAGCCUUGGCCUCAGUGACUCUUCCCGCUACUCUGUUUCCUCCUGAUGCAACUGCAGACUGUAAACUGCAGUUUGUGGUCUUCAGAACAGGCAGCUUUUUCCCUUUGUCAGGGAACACGAGCAACACUGUAGAGCACCCCCGCAGACGCAGUGUCAACACUCCAGUCAUAUUCGUAGGACUAGACGGCUGCAGUAUGUGGAACUACUCAGAGCCGGUCUGGGUGUCGCUGCGCCACUUGUCCCCUGGUACUGAUGCUGUGGCAGCCCAGUGGAGCCUGAAGGGCCUGGACAAGCAGGGAGGCUGGAGCCAAGAGGGCUGUAAGCUGGUUCAUAGCGAUAGCAGCACCUCCACCAUGCGCUGCUCACUGCUUAGCAACUAUGCUGUGCUGCAGGAGGUGCCUGACUUCCCCCACCCUCCACCCAUCUCUGUGAGGGUGCUCCACCCUGUGGUCUACGCCUGCACUGCGCUGCUCCUGCUUUGCCUCUUCACCAUCAUCAUCACUCAUAUACUGCACCACAGUUCGAUUCAUAUAUCAAGAAAAAGUUGGCACACAUUGCUAAACACCUGCUUCCACAUCGCCAUGACAACAGCGAUCUACGCAGGAGGUAUAAGUCUGACCAGCUAUCCAGUGGUUUGUCAAGCAGUGGGCAUCGCCCUGCAUUACUCCUCACUGUCCACUCUGCUGUGGAUCGGGGUCAGCGCCAGGGUCAUUUACAAAGAGGCUGUGUGGAGAAUGCCUCGGCAGCCGGAGGGAGAGCCUCCUGCUCCACCUACUCAGAGACCUAUGCUCAGGUUCUAUUUGAUAGCUGAUGGAGUUCCUCUUAUCAUUUGUGGGAUCACCGCGGCCGUCAAUGUCAACAACUACGGAGACAACAGCCCUUACUGCUGGCUGGUUUGGCGCUCCAGUCUGGGGUCUUUCUUUGUCCCUGCCGGCCUAGUGGUGUUGGUGACCUGGAUCUAUUUCCUGUGCACUGUGUUUCGCCUGAGGCACCGUGUGGCCAAAGAAUGCACAGGAACCACCCUGUCCUCUCCGGUGACCGAGACCCAUCCUGCGCUGGCAGGAAGCACCAGCCUGCUCUCCACAGACUCAGCAGUGGGACCAAUAAACCCUGUUGUGCUUCCAGAGGACCAGUACUCACUGAAGACACAGUUCUCUGUGCUGGUGGCCACCCACUUCUUGUUUGUGAUUCUAUGGUGUUGUGGAGCCAUGGCCAUGUGGCUAACAGGCCACACUAGCUUGUUGUUCAGUAGCCUGUAUGGGAUGGUUGCCAUAGUUUUGGGGGUGUUUCUGGUGGUGCACCACUGCUUCCGACGGCUGGAUGUGCAGGCCUCAUGGCUGGCCUGUUGUCCAGGAUAUCGCCGCUCACAUCCCAUGUCUACUUACACGCACACCUGCACUACCGGGAGUGGAGUGCAGACUUCAGAGCAGGGAUCCCAGCUGUUCAUCAACUGCCAUCCGCCCGGUGACUCUCACAACUCCUCAUCAGCCAGGUCGUCCUCCACACCAAGUGGGAUCAGCAGCGUGGGCCCUGGGCCUUGCAAGCUCACCAAUCUGCUGCAGGUGGGACAAGACAGUUCAAACAACACUUCACGUGUCCCUACAGGCAACAACACAAGCACCAGUACUGACAACAUCACCAAGCAAACAAACAAUAUUCUGCCCACUAUUAACUCUGCAGCCCCAGUUCAUCCCCAGAGGAGGAAAGUGAGCAGCAGAACUAAACAAGGGAGUAAUCAGUAUUAUCAUCGGAGCGAGGGGAGAGGUCACUAUCGCCUCAAAGCUCUAAGAACUGCAGCAGGUGGGGGCAGCCUUGGAGCUUUAGGCCCCACAGGUUUAGAGCACUUCAGUUCCUCACAUGCUGUUUACAAACAGGCUACAAGUGAGAAUGGCAGCAUCCACCACAGCCUCUCAGAGAACCAGGCCAGCACCCUCACAAAUGGGAAGCGGGUGGGAGAGUCGGUAGCCACCAGCCCCUCGGAGGGAAGCGAUGGGGGCAGCAGCGGGAGCCGGAAACCUUUCCCCCUGCUGCCCUCUAUGGCCAGCAGAGCAGCCAUGCACGGUGCUCAGAGACGAUGCGCCAGCAGAGACAAUUUGAAACUGGCAGCAUGUGCAGAGCGAGACACUAAGCGCUGCUCCUACCCUUUGAACAGUGUCACCACCACUGUGCCGGGGGCCGCUGCCCCAAACGGCACCCUGAAAAACUCCGUGCUGGAGCUGGAGCAGGACAUGAGCGGCACGGACCAAUCCCAUAGCUCUGUUGGAAUGAAGAGUGGUUUAUGGAAAAGCGAAACCACAGUGUAAACUAUACUUACAUGUGAACAUUUAUGCAUGACCUUAAUGAGCUCUUAAAUGACAGGGUUAUGUCUUCAAGGUCACUUAAUAAUUAUAUAAUUUAAGAUAUAAUAUCACAAAGGCACCCAGGACCCUAAACUGGUACUUUUGCCUCUGUAGCAUUGUAAGAGUUUGCUGUGAAUAUGGUGGAAAAUUAAUAAGGCAGGUUUUUUUUUGUAUUGUCAUUUUCCAACAUAAAAUACGCAUUUAUUUUAUUCACUUUGCAAAAAAAUGUACAAGAGAUCUCUGAAGUUGGCAUAUGAUGUUGAUUUUAGAUGUCUAAUGAAAGCUUUAAUGUGUUAGUUGUGAUUUUUCUAUGCAUAUCAACUAUAGCAUGAAAUGGAAACAAGACGAUCCAUUUCCAAAGUACAGCUAUAUGCAUUUAAUCUGUGGACAACAUUUCAUCCUUUUGUUUGCUUCAAGUAACUGUUUACGUGUGCUCGUAUAUGCACUUGUGUUCGCUGUGUGUGUGUGUGUGAGCGUGUGUGUGUGUGUGUGUGUGUGUGUGUGUGUGUGUGUGUGUGUGUGUGUGUGUGUGUGUGUGUGUGUGUGUGUGUAUGCAUACAUUGUAGGAGAGGAUUUGCAUGAGUGCAGCUGUACAGAAUCUCAGAGUGAAUUAAAAUGCUAUGCGAGA